Messenger RNA from Mytilus trossulus (common blue mussel), 4973 nucleotides. Its product is annotated as basic proline-rich protein-like. Gene Ontology annotation, molecular function: protein binding. Lineage: Eukaryota; Metazoa; Mollusca; Bivalvia; Mytilida; Mytilidae. The record is from RefSeq and is a predicted model, not a curated record. The transcript has 29 exons. Bases 94 to 2319 code for a protein of 741 amino acids. Gene Ontology annotation, biological process: intracellular signal transduction; cell surface receptor protein tyrosine kinase signaling pathway.
UUUCUUAUAUGAAUAUGCAUGAGACAUACAGACAAGGAAGUUGAAAGGAAAAGAGAAGUGAAAUAACUUCAGAAAGUGUCUAAAGAAGAAAAAAUGUCUCGUAUUUUACCAGAUUAUAACCAGCUGAUGAGGUUCACCAUUAAUGAUGUUUGUAACUGGUUGGCAGAGAAUCGAUUUGGAGAGUUUGUAAAGCAGUUUAGAGAACAUGGUAUAGAUGGAAAUAGAUUUGUGACUUUAUCUGACCUAGAUUUAUCAAGGAUGAAUUGUCCCAUGGCAAAAAGAAGAGAUUUGCUGAAAUUAGUUAAAGAACUUCCAAAGCCAGCAGAGUCAUCAAGUAGAUACAGAAGGGUAAAAAGACUUAUUAAGGCAAGGAGACAUACAGUUGUCUCAGUUAUAUAUCAAUCAGUUGACAGAGUAAAAAAUAUAGUACAGCCACAAAUACCUGCCACCCCAAGUCGUGAUUAUAACCCUCCUAACCAUGGGAGACCACCUCCACCAAUACCAGCUCCACAAGUACAAGUCAAUGGAGACAAUAAUGAUGAUGAUGAUGGUUCCGGUCCAGAGGAUGAUUAUGAAUGGGGUGCGUCAGAUUUUUCAGAUGUUUCAUCAGAAGAAGAGGACUACGAGAACACACCAGAUACACUAAUUGUUGAACCUAAACGACCUACACAACAGCCUCCAGGUUAUAUGCAUUUAAUUGAUUCUGAUCAAAUACAAGAAUCAUCAUCUACCAAUAGUCUUGUUGACAAGUUGAAAACAGCCCUGAUAGUUAGACAAAGAAAUCUGCAUAGCCCAACUCCGCCAGAAGAGGAAGAUGAAGAUACCGAUGAUAGCGUUGGAUCAUAUGAGGAGCCUGACCCACAGAGUGCACCUCCUCCACCCUCUGUUCCCACCAGGAGGGGUGCACCACAAGUCGCUCCUUCUGGCCCCCCUCGCUCAGCAUCUCAUGGAGUACCUGUUAAUAGACGACCUGUGCCACAGAUGCCACCAGAAGAAGAACAGCCUGUAUAUGAGGAAACAAAUGAAGCCGAUGAACAGCAAGUUUAUGAUGAAACAAUGGAUCAGCCUGUAUAUGAAGAUCCUGAUGAACAACCUGUGAAGAAACCAGCUCCUAGGAGACAACUUCCUGUCCCAGAACAGACUAAUACAAUGGGGAGAAAAAUGCCAAUGAGGACAACAUCAGAACCAGACGCACCAGCACCGCCACCUCCCAGGGGUAAGGGGAGACAACCCCCAAAGGCUGUAAAGAAGGUAGAGGAAACCCCAGCUCCUGUACCUCCUCCUCCUAGAGGGGGCAGAAGACCUCCUCCAGAACCCACGCAAGAGGAAUUUUAUGAGGAUCCAGAUAACCCACCUCAGACUGGACGUAAAACAUCAGGACCUCAAAUACCUCCACCUCAAGAUGAUUUUGAACAGGAUACAUAUGAGGAUCCAGAUGCGGCACCAACCCCCCAACAUGCUACAGUACGCAAUUCAGCUUUGCCUCCUCUUCCAAAGGGAGCUAAUCAAAAGCCUUUUGUACCACCAGUGGAACAGCAGGAUGUAUAUGAAGAUCCAGAUGAAGCUCCCCCACAGCCUUCCCCAAGUAGAUCAAAGGUAGCAGUUUUACCACCAACACCUAAACCAUCACAACAGAAGUCCCCAUACCAUAGCAGAAAACCACCACCAGCACCAAAACAAGAGGAAUUUGAACAGUUGGAGUAUGAGGUACCAGAGGAAAUAUUGAAAGGAGAAAUGCCACAGGAUGACUAUAUGACAAUGCAGCCUUCACAAGAAGAUACAAAGAAAAAGAAUAAGAAGAAAGGUCAUGAAGGUGUGCAAGUCUUUCCAGUUCAAAACGGAGGUCAGACUUCCACAUUACCCCCCAGACCUGGUAAACAUAAACAACUGCCUGUUCCUCCUCCUAUGGAUGCAGCACCUGCUUCUCCAGCAGAAGUUAAAAGAGAGAGUUCUGGUAGAACAAAAGUAGAGAAAGUCAAUAAAGCAUUAUCUUUGGAAGAGCAGCCAUGGUAUCAUGGAGAAGUAGACAGAAAUAUUGCUGAUAAUAAAUUAUUAGGAAUAGGAACUAAUGGUUGCUACUUGAUAAGAAAAAGUAAGAAAGGAGGAGAAACAAAACCAUACACUUUAGCUAUAUUUUAUGAGAGUCAAGUUUUCAAUCUGAAUAUUAGAAAGAAACCAAACCAUCAGUAUGCCUUAGGGAUGGCCAAACCCGGUGAACAGGAAUUUUCUAAUCUUAUGGAUUUGGUAACAUUUUUCCAAGGACACAGAUUGAUAUUAGCUAAAGGACAAACAAGAUUAAAAACACCAUGUCACAAAUAAUUGAAAGAUUGGACUAGUAAAUUGCUGUGAUAUAGUGUCAGAGACAUUCCUUACAUUCAAAUCUCAUAAUUACAUAAAACAUAUAGAUAAUUGUCAUUGCCAUUUAUUGUAUAAAAUUCUCACAGAGCCAUAAAACAAAAAUAUGUGAAAGUGACAUUCCUUGUAUAAAAUCUCACAGAGCCAUAAAACAAAAACAUGUGAAAGUGACAUUCAUUGUUAAACAAUACCACAGAGCCAUAAAACAAAGAUAUGUGAAAAAGGCAUUCAUUGUCUCAAACUCUCAUAUAUCUAUAGAACAAAGAUAUGUGAAAAUGACAUUGUAUAAAAAUCUCACAUAGCCAUAGAACAAAAAUAUGUGAAAGUGACAUUCAUUGUUAAAAAAUCUCACAAUAUAGAGCCAUAAAACAAAAAUAUGUGAAAAUGGCAUUCAUUGUCUCAAAAUCUCACAAAGCCAUAGAACUAAGAUAUGUGAAAAUGACAAUGUAUAAAAAUCUCUCAUAGCCAUAGAAAAGACAGAUAUGUGAAAGUUACAUUUCUUGUAUAAAAAUUUGAGAUCCAUGAAACAAAAAUACAUGUAUGGGUGUUAUUUCUUUUGUAGGGAUCUCAGUCAAAAAUAAAAUAAAUAUUUUUAUCAAAAUCAUUAUUUGAAAACAAAUCAUUAUUGCAUCCUUUCUCUAUUGAAGACAAUAUUGCCAUCACAUAAUAUUGAACAUCUAUAUGAUAAGUAACAUAUAACUAAUAAUAAAUCCACUUUAGUUAAGAAAUGAUUAUGUUUUUCACUAUGCAUUUCUUCUAAUCAUAGUUUUCAUGGUUACUAUUAUAGAUUUUGGAUUGAUUGUAAUUUGCUUAACUGCUAGUGUCUAAUAUUGCAUGCACAUUCAGAAAGGUAUAGAUUUUAGAAAACAACUUGCCAACUGGUUAUUGUGCCCUGGAAAAAAUAUCUAUUUGAGUUAUCCAAUACAUUUUUGUUUUAAUCUAAGUUAUUUUUAGUUUUUUUUUAUUCAUUAUGUAUGUAUAAUAUAAGAGAGAAGAUAUUUACAAUUUUUUCUUUAUCUCUUUGUAUAAGGCUUAUAUUUACGUUACUUGUUUACCAUAGUGAUGGACCACCACCAUUUUUAUAUUAUCUUUUAAUCAUAGCUAAUAACGUUUUUGAUUGAUUAAAAUUAUUUUGUUUGCCAUAACUCUGGACCACCACCAUUUAAAUAAUACCUUCCUAUCACAGCUUACAGUAGUUUUGAUUGGUUUAAAUUAUUUUGUCUACAUUUUCAAUAAGUUUUUCUAUUACUUGUCAUUCAGUUUUAAAUUUUUAUUUGAGUGAUUUGUGCUGAGUUGGAAAGGUAGAGAUCAUCUACUAUACAUUAGCAGGGUAUCAAUGUUAAGAUACAAUGUAGUUAACAAAGCAUUCCAUGUAUGUUACAAUUCAGGAUUGUUGUAUACAAGGAGGUAUGUAAAUACUGUAUACCUCCUUGAUACCUGAAAACAUUGUGUACAUUGUAUUUUUAUAUAAGUGUAUUGAAUUCAUCUACAUUGUGAAGCAGGAUCUUUUAUUUGUUUAUCUUAUUGAUUUUUUAAUAUAUAAGGUAUAAGUGAUUGUAUGAAAGAGUUGUGUCCCUUAUGAUUUCAAGUUGUUAUUUGACUUGAUUAGUAAAAAAGAAUGAAUGUAUGAUUGGGAUAUGUCCCUUACAUUUGUAACGGUUUUAAAGAUAUAUUUGUUUCUGCUUGAUUAGAAUCUUAUAGAUUUUUAAAAAAAAUAUGCUGUUAAACAUUGAAUAUAUGAAUACAGUGUGAUUGAGUUAUGUCCCUUACAUCAAUGAAAACAUAUUUACAAGAUGCAUCCAUUUUGUUUGAAUAAAAGUUGUGUAUUCAUGUUAUGCAGUUAUGCUUCCAAUUUUAUUAUGUCUGAUACAAAACAUUUACUAUCUAAAACUGUUGUCAUCUUUUAUCAUAUAUUUAGCGUAACUUAUUCACUUAAAGUCAAUAUACCGGUAAUACAUGGCUUGAACUAAGUACUUUUAUGACUGUUUCUAAUUUAGAUACCCAAAUGUUUGAUAUUCUUGUCAUCUUGAAUGAAAUGAAAAUAAAUCAGUACAUCAUUAUUUAUAGUUAAGGGCUUCUAGAAUUAAAACAUAUUUUAAAUCAUAGGGUAUAUAAGCAUGACAAAUAGAAAUUUCAUUCUUUAAAUUAUUGUAAUUUUUGUUCUCAAAAUUUAUAAGAUAAAAAAACCAUCUCAAUCUGGAAGCCUUCUUAUUGUAUCACUGGCAUAGCAUCUGGAACUGUGAAACAGUUUUUAAGUAUUUAUAUUGCUUUAUCAUGUAAAUUAGUUAUGAAAGGCCUUGAAAUUAUAAUGUUGAGGUGGGUUUUUUUGCUGAAGUGUUGCUAAUUGUGUUAACUGACACGGUUUCUUACCCUGUAGGAUCAUCUCAGGGGAGAUCCUUAAAAAUAAACAUAGGACAAUUGAAAUAAAAACAUGUAUAUUGAUUUUAUAAACUAUAUAUAUUGAUAACAAUUAAUUUGAAUAUUCUUAUAAAGAUUAUACAAUCAAUGAAGAGAAACAAAUGUUAAAUAAAUUAUAUUUAUAAUGUUGCAGAAUUUAUGAUUUUUUUGUUGAAUUGCUCAGAUUGUCUAUAAAUUAUAUUAAAGACUUUGAAUCAUUA